Molecule: messenger RNA, 2947 nt
Organism: Zalophus californianus (California sea lion)
Lineage: Eukaryota; Metazoa; Chordata; Mammalia; Carnivora; Otariidae
Gene: CNPY2
Product: canopy FGF signaling regulator 2
Exons: 7
Coding region: 754-1341 (195 amino acids)
Cellular component (GO): endoplasmic reticulum
Source: RefSeq, a predicted model, not a curated record
GUCUUUGCAAUGGCCGCCUAGUACCCUAAGGUCAGAUUCUUUUAAGACGUAGUGUAUGGUUUCCUCGUUAAGUGUAAAAGGGAAGUUCGGGAAGCUGACAGACUACAGGUUCCAGGUUACCUUGAGACCUGUCGAUACUGGUACACUACACGGCAUCUGUGUAGUGCUGCGGUGCUUCCUGGGAGAUGUAGUUUCCUGACUAUUGAAACCAGGGCUUCUCACCCGCUAGCAGUGCACCUUACUUUUGGAAGGUCCUAGCCCACCUAGACUGACACGCGCGCCGGCCCGCGCCUGACCGCCUCCUUACGUCACGCCGCGCACUGUCCUUGCUUCAGGCCACUUCUAUUCUUCGGCUGACCCCUGGUGGUCACGUGGAGCUGCUCGCCACGCAAGUCUGGGUCCUUCUGCGAUCCACCGGGGUCCUUGCUGCCUGGAAGCCGCUCCUGAGCUGCCUGUUCGCGCGAGAGUUUGGAGGGGCGGGUUUGGGGUCGGUCUCCGGUGUGGUGCUCGCACCGCCGCGCAUCGGAGCCCCGCUUGGGCAGCCGCUUAGAGUGCGAGGAGCUGGGUCAGGCAGUCGCUGGGGCAUCCGUGCCUGGAAAGUGCCGGAGCGCUCUGGAGAAGCCUGGACAGCCCCGCUCCCCAGCAGCCAGGUGCUAGGGUCCGGAGCUAAAGUGAGAGUCCGGCCGUCUUCGAGCGCCUGGGCCACGGCGGCGGCCCUGGGAGCAGAGGUGGAGCAACCCCGUUACGCUAAAGAUGAAAGGCUGGGGUUGUCUGGCCCUGCUUCUGGGGGCCCUGCUGGGAACUGCCUGGGCCCGGAGGAGCCAGGAUCUACACUGUGGAGCUUGCAGAGCUCUGGUGGAUGAACUAGAGUGGGAAAUUGCCCAGGUGGAUCCCAAGAAGACCAUUCAGAUGGGCUCUUUCCGAAUUAAUCCAGAUGGCAGCCAGUCAGUGGUGGAGGUGCCUUAUGCUCGCUCAGAGGCCCACCUCACAGAGCUGCUAGAGGAGGUAUGUGACCGGAUGAAGGAGUAUGGGGAACAGAUUGACCCUUCCACCCACCGCAAGAACUACGUACGUGUAGUGGGCAGGAGUGGAGAAUCCAGUGAACUGGACCUACAGGGCAUCCGGAUUGAUUCGGACAUCAGUGGUACUCUCAAGUUUGCGUGUGAGAGCAUUGUGGAGGAAUAUGAGGAUGAACUCAUUGAAUUCUUUUCACGAGAGGCUGACAAUGUUAAAGACAAACUUUGUAGUAAGCGAACAGGGACUUGGGUUCUUCCUCUCCAUUCUCUUCCUGUCAGCUUUCAGAAUUUGUGGCUCUCUCACUUGAGAUACAGAUCUAUGUGACCAUGCCCUGCACAUAUCACAUGAUGAGCUGUGAACCACUGGAGCGGCCCAGACUGACAGGCUUGAUGGAUCACCCCCAGGAGGGGAAGAGGGUGGCAAUGCCUUUUAUAUUAUGUUUUUACUGAAAUGAACUGAAAAAUUGUGAAACCAAAAGUAUGAACUGUGUUGUCUUUUCAUACCCAGAAUCAACCCUUACAGGUAGGCUUAAAGAUAGGGGAUUCUGGAUAGGAAAGGAAAGGGAACGAGGAGCUUUGGAAAUGGUGUAGCAUGAAGGUAGGAGGAGUCUGAGGCUUUCAUUCUUUUGCCAUCUGAGAUUCCUGCUGGACUCACAAACUAGAUAAGCACUUACCAGUGCUUACUCAGUACCAUGUGUUUAGAGUCUAAUUGUGGAGAGAAGAGGAACCUCUGUGAUUAAGCAAGGAAACAUAGGUAAGUGUAUGGUAGUAUGGGACUCUAGAAAUUACUUGUAUUUAUACUGAUGAAACAGAAAGUAAGACAGAGCUUGGUCUUGAAAUAACGGACAUGCAUUAUUCUCCCCUCCCUGACCUUCCAGAUGGAGGGAUCAGCAGUAGCAGACAGAAAGGGGAAAUGGAUAUGAUCAACUCAUCUGAAAAGUAAGGGCUUUAUCAGAUAGGGGGAGAUGAGGUAAGGAAUGUUACUUAAUGAAGCCCCUUGCUUGCUGGCCUAAGCUUUUAGAUUUGAUGCCAACUGCAACACUAAAGUAUACCUUUAUCAUCUCCAUCUGUCACUCUGUACUGUAAGUCUGUCCCCACUUUGUAUGUGUAGAGAUUCUGUCCUGGGGCAUAGGGAUGAAAACCUAAAGGAUGCCUUCUCUGAGGAGCUUCUUAAACACCCUGAUCCAGAGGUGUGUCUGUCUCAGGGUUUGGAAUGGAACAUUUCUAUCCCAGGAAUGCCUCAGGGAAAGAACACCUGAAUAAACAUUUUGAAGACUUUUUAAAUCAAGCGUUUUAGAAUCUAAAGAGAGCUUGGAGGUCAUGUAGUUCACCUCUGCCCAUUUACAGAUGAAACUGAGGUCCAGAGAUACCACAGGUCCUGAAGUUCUGUAGUGGCAAAAUUAGAUCAAUAAGCUAAUGUUCCCAAGUGUCAAUCUGAUCUAAUAUAGCUGUAAAGUAGCUUCCAUUUUAAGUCUUUUUUUCUCUUAAUACUUUGCACUAAGCCUGGCACACAAAGUGAACAGGUUCAACGAAGCUUUCUUGUACCACAAAUCCCUAUGAAAUCUAACACAUGAACUAGUUUAGAGCAAGUAUCCUGGUAUUAGUUGACAACUAAACUCAGGGUCUAGUGUUAAUUCCUUUUUCUCUCAUCAGCCAUAAGAAAUGCUGUAUCCUGUCAAGUCCAUUUUCCAGACCAGCUGUUACUAACCAUUUUUUCUUCUGUGAUGCACAUGAAUAAUGUUCACAUGCUUCAUACCCCUGUGAGUAUACCCAGGAUUCUGUCCAUUGCUUGCUUUGUGUCUAAAAACUUACUCUUCCAUCAGAAAGCUUAUCAGAAGCGUGAGAGUACUCUUAUAGGGAACUCAAAAUUGUUUUAAUGUACAAAAAAGCAAAUUAUUCACAAGUUUUAAUAAAAUACUGUUAGUUGGUAA